Molecule: messenger RNA, 9682 nt
Organism: Owenia fusiformis
Lineage: Eukaryota; Metazoa; Annelida; Polychaeta; Sabellida; Oweniidae
Source: the annotation of a GenBank genome assembly
UUUAGCGCUUUUCACAUGUUUUGAAAAUAUAUCAUGAGUUUGUUGUCAAAAUGCUGCUUAAUUACAAGGAUUAGAAAUGAAAAACACUAAAGAGCAUUGUCACUUAAUAUUUGUUAACAAGUCUGUUUACACGUGAUUAUUUGAUUUGAGGAAUGAACUGCAGAACCUCUCAUCAAACUUUGAGAUAAAAUUUUGAGUGUCAAGAAAAUUAUGUUGAUUUAACGCCAUCUAGUGGUGGUUUUAAUUACCGCCAUUUUGGAUUAGUAGCAGGUGCAUUGUUCUGCAGGAUGAUAAAUGACCUAACAUCAGCCUGUUUACACGCGGUACCAAAUCUUGGAGUAGAUGUGCAAUAUGACUGGGAGGCACGUCACGGUAACAUUGCAGCUGUUGAUAAUGGCGGCUAUAUUGACGACUUCCACGACUACACUCAUCUUGAUAGAAAGUUGAUCAUUCGCAGGAGACCUCCUCCACUGAAGAUUGAACCUCCAAAACAAGCAGGUGUUCCAGAGUCCACUCCCUCACCUAGUAUCAAGAAACUGGAAAGCAUUGUCAACAAAACUGCCAAAUUCUCACCAAAGACCCCAGGAGAUACUCCUCCCAUAGAGUCUAUUCUUGUGAAAAAUCAUCGUCUUUUGACAAGUAUUGGAAAAAUCAACAAACCCCCUGGAGCGGUGACAAAUGAUUUAUCUCCUGCAAAGGCUACUGAUAGACUUCAGAACUUGAUUGCUAGUGUCAGCAGGCGACUAACUCUUGAACAGGAUGUACUCAAAGAUUCAGGGACAGAUUCUGACACCCCUGUUGAGCAAUUAGAAACCCUUAUAGCCCCUGAAGUGCAAACUGAAGCCCCUGUAGCACACAUAGAAAGUUCACCAAGUGUUGAGGCCAAUGAUGCAGUGAAUGUAGUGACUCAGUUGAUUGAGUCCAGGAACAUAUCUUUGGAUGACAUCAAUGUUGAUAGAAUUAUGUAUGUCAAUGAAGAUGAAGAAGUUACCCUUCAGCCAAAUGAUGACCAUGAAGAAACAGGAUCUCUGACUGGAGAAUUAGACUUUCUCAUGAACCCUAUUAUUAUCAACCAGCCCAUUAUAAAUGACAAUGGAGAAGAAGUAUAUAUAGAUGAAGAAAAUGAGGAUGUAGAGGGAAUAGCACCAAGAUGUGAUACAGUAGAAGUGGAGAUUAACAAUGAAAUUCAUGAUGAAGUCACGGAUAUUGUAACUUUUGAUAAUAUUGAACAGUACGAUUAUGAACAAAUGUUGAAGAACCUUGACACCAGUGCUGUUAAAUCUGAAGAAUUCAGAUACAAAAAGAUUCCUAUGGAACAUGUUGAACAAACAAUUGUAGAUUUAGAAGUGGAAGCUAAAAAUUUAGAACUUGAACGAUUUGCUCAACUUACUGGCCUAAAAUUGGGCAAGAAGUAUGGGAGACAAAAGUCUGAAGAUGUCAAACCAAGGCAAAGAAAGCCAUACACUAAGAAGCGAAAACGAAAUGAGUCAUUAGAAUCCAAUACUCCAUUAAGUCAAACAGAGCACUCAUAUGGAGGUAAAAUCAAUAAUGAACAGUUCGGAUUUCCGAAACAUUUUACUAAUCUUGCUGAUGAUACCAGUACACCUGAAGUUAUUGAUAAGUUUGGAAAGUCAUAUCGGAUUAUCAGAACUGAGAUGACUACUCAGGGUAAAACUCUCCACAGGAUUAGGAUUUCACCAAUUGAAAAAUCUGAAGCUAAGCCAACACAAAUCACAUCCCGGAAUAAUUCUCUAAGUGGUAGUUUUACAGAGACUAACUUUGAAAAAGAGGCAGUAGUCUCACCAAUAUCUGCAUCUAAGAACCUAGAAAUGUCCAGGUCAUUACUUACUAAUCAACUCAACAAAAACUCUGGAAAUGAUCUUCAAACUAACUCCCAAAAGGAGGAGGAUAUUGUACAGAAUAUUGUUGACCAUUUGAUCAAUACUGUUGAAGAUGAAACUGUUGAGGAAUAUGAGAAAGAACAAAGUAUUGCAGAGGAUAAUGCCAAGAAGAGGAAUAUUAUUGAGGACAUUGAUGAUGGUAUCAAUGACCAUGAAGACCUUGAUAAAUAUAUGGACCACAGUGAAAAUCAAAAUGAAAAAGUAGAGAAUAAUUCAAUGAAUAGUGUACAUAAUAAUACUGCAAUUGAAUCAAAUAAUGAUGAAAGAACUAUAGAGCCUAUAGACCAGUUACAUGGUGCUCAUUCAAUACUGAAUGGAGACAUUCCCUCCACAAACUUUAAUCAGUUGGCAAGCACUGAUAAUAGCCAGAAUUUACAAUUGCUUGCCAAGGACCCUGAAACAAUUGUUAAUUCACAAGUAGGAAAUCACUCAAGUAUUCCCUCCAAUUGUGAUAAUAAUUUUGUCAAACAGUCUGCACAUGCCAUGGAUGAAAGUGAUACUCAGGUCGUUGAGCAAUUCCCUAAUAAUUCCACAAUAAACAAACUGAAUCUUCAAACUAUAAAUGAUUCUAUGGAGGAGAAUAUUGGAAAACAAUAUCUCCACAAUACUGCGAUGGAUAAGCAGAAUCCCCACCAGAUGAAUAACAGCUUAAAUACUGGUGAUAAAUCAUACCCACACAACACAAGUAUGGACAGUGAUAAGAUCCUUGAUGACAUUGAUAACAUUACAAACCAAGAUUCUGACCAGUAUAUCUAUGAGUUAGCCUACUGCAACAUUAGUGAUGAUGACAGUGAAGAAAAAGAUGUUGUGUUUGAAGAUGAACUUGGCAUGGAAGUUUCUUAUGGUGAAGACCCCUCAGAGGUUCCCUGGACAAUGGCUGAUCUCUAUGUAGAUAAAAACACCUUCAGAAGAUCUCAAAAACGCUCCUCAAAAUCUGUAUGGGAUAAAUUAGCUAGUUAUAAAACUGGGACUCCUGAUGGCACACCAGCAGCCCAUCGACAUAACACCCGUUUCAGGAAAUCUGUAUCUAAAGAUGCUGAUGAGAAACCAAAACCUAGUGAUGAGCCUACAACCAGUACCCCUGUACGACUUAGUGAAUCCAGUCCUAAUCUCUCAGACCUGAAGAAUAAAAUGUCACUAAGUUUGUCUCCUAAGAAGACACCAGCUGGCCUAAUCCAUCUUGCACGCACACCCCCUAGAGGAGAUCUAAUGUCCCCUGAAGGAGACCAUAACAGAUCCCUUGAUAUCAAUAGCCUUGAGCCCAGCAUAGGGUUCGACCUUGGCCUUGAUCUCAAUUUUGACCUUGACAUGCUGAGUGACCUUGAAAUGAACCAGAUGGAAAAUAUCAACAAUCCCAAUAAAACUCCCAAAGAAAGAUCACUCAGUUUAUCUCACAGCCCUGCAAGAGAUUCCAAACCUACAAAGCCAAAAGUAGAAAAAGACAAAAAUCCUAUUGUUGAAAAGUUUAGUAUUGCUGGCUGGUUCAUCUGGCCAUAUUUAAUAGAUCAUACAUAUGUUGAUUAUGAAAGACCUAUUUUUAAAUCUGAUAUAAAGAAGAAAAAAGUUAAAGUGCCAUCUGUGCCAGCAACGCCAACAGCUGUGCCAGCAACCCCUGAAUUGAAACCAGAACCCCCAAAGGAUGAAGAUGAGGAGAUUGAACCAAGGUUGUCAUUUGAUGUGCUACAUAUCCAUGACGAUGAGUGCCAUCCAUUCCAGGACAUUGAAAUCUUCAAUAGCAGAAUGGAUAGCAUACAUGUGGAGGAAAAGGAUUAUGUGAGACUCAUCCAUGCUUAUGCCUCUAAGAAGUGCAAGUUCAGAGGUUGCAAGUGUAAGAGCAAGCAUUUCCACUGCAAGACACCUGGAUGCAAAUACAUGAGCCUACAGAAAGUACGUCUACUGAAACAUGAGAUUGUUCACAAGAAGAAGGAUGUUGCUUAUAAGCCUACUAUGCAGGAGUUCACAUAUCAACAGGGAGACAACAUGACCUGUGAACCUGGGUGCCGAUUGGCUAAAAAACAGCGGCCUCAUUACCAUUGUAACCAUUGUGACUGGAAAACACCCAAGAGCCAGAUGUCCUACCCUAAGAUCUCAAAACACUUGUUGAAAACACAUAAAUGGAAACUGCAGGGAGAUUAUGAGGAUUUUAAACCUGAGACUGAUGAAUACUUACAAGAGGAUAUUCCUGAAUUUGAUCCCAGUGCUAUAGACAAUGAUCCCACAUUUGAGGGUUCUCCUGAUAAGCAGCCAGUUGAGGAACAACACGUGCCACAGAUUAAAGAGGAGGAAGAUGUACUUACUGAUGUUAUCCCUGAGAGGAACACAACUAUAGAUGAGACAACCAAGACAAUAAAAACAGUAGUGGGAGAUAAAGUAAUAGUGAGGAUGAAACGCAAACGUGGAAGGCCAAAGGGAUCCUUAAAAGAUCCAAAUAAAAUAUAUCCAGUGAAGAAAAUUAAAAAGGAGAAAGUGGAAAAGAUCAAAGUGAAGAGGGAGAAAAGAGAACCCAAAAUGCCUGACAAGGGAGGUGUGACAAUCCCAGCUGGUAUGGAUGUGAACAAAACUUUACAGGAGAAAGGUCUGAGGACUGAGAAUGAGAAAAAGAAAGAGCUGAAAGUUCCAAUCAAAGCUCCACCAAAGAAGGUGGCUGACAGUGAGACAGAUGACUCAGGUGAUAGUUCAGAUAGCGAGGAAGAUGAACCAAAGAAAGCUAAACCUGAGGAACCUGCAGAGUCCGAGUCUGAGUCAUCAGAUGAGGAGAAAGAGCCUGACUUUGAAGACAUUGAGGAUGAUGGAACAAAUGCUGAACUGGGAGGCGAUGAUUGGGAACCUUGGGCAGUUAGGAAAGAGAGAAAGAAGAAGGAGUGGGAAGUUAAACAGGCAGCAGCUGCUGAAAAGAGGAAAGUCAGACAGGAAGCAAAGGCGAAGAGAGCAGAAGAGUUGAAGCAGAAAGAACUGGAAAAACAGAAGGAAAAGGAAGAAGUUAACGCGAUCAAGAAAGUGAAAAAGAAGAAAAAGAAAAACAAGGCCUGUAAGGAAGGCGACCAGAAACAAGAUGUUAACACAGAUAAAGAUAAAAAUGAAAGUAACGCUUCUAAAACAACUGACAAGACUAACAUUCCAAAAAUCCUGAAAAGAAAUAAGUCAAAAAUUCUAAAUUCUAAAGAAAGUUCACCAAAAGUUGUAACUCGGAAACCAGUUAAAAAUAAGACCAUGCAUUAUACACUGAACAGAGUCCCGAUGAAUAUUGAUAAAAAUCAAGGGAUUCAAAAGCGACUGUUGGGAAUCCAACAAUCUGGAACUGCACUUUUAGUGGCCCCUGUUGCCGUGCAGGAUGUCAAAAUAAGGAUCAGCUCUUCAAUAAAUAUCCCCAACCCUUGGAAUUACACUUCACGGAAAGUUAAACUUGAAGAAGGUAAAGAUGACUUCCUAACAGUUGUCCCAAGGACACAAAGAGAUGAUCUUGAAGUGAGAUACCUUAAGGAUGGCGCUGUGUACUGCUGUCAUAAAAGUCUUGAUGAAUGGUGUGACCCUUCAGAAGCCUUUGGUAAAUCUUUGAGUAAAUACAAGAUGGUGGAAAUGAACACCAAAAAGUUGAUUGAAAUAACCCUUGCAGAAAAAAAUAAGGUAAAACCUGAGGAUGAUAAGCCUCUAGAGUGGGGAUCACAAAACCGUGUUCUGCAAUGGAAGCCUAGUCAGAAACAAAUUGAGAGGCAAUUGCUUGCAGAACGCAAAAAAGCGGAAAAAGCGAUGAUUCUUCCCGAUAGUGAAAAAAUGACAAUGUCAUUUGAUGGUAAACAAAAGCAAAAAUUCAUGAAAUCUAAUCACCGGAGAACUAAUAGUAAUACAAUGACAUAUUUGAACCACAAUGACAUCCAAAGCUCAAUUGAAAAGAGCUCUAGCCCCUUAGUGCCAGCCUCCAGUGUUCCCUUUGUGAAGCCAAGAAAGCUUACUGUCAUCAAACCUAACAUACACGAUGGUCUUCAUACAGAUACUGGGUCAAUCCAACAUAUGGACAUUGCAGAUACAUCAAGGCAGACAUUCCAAGUUGUCCAAGAUGGGGAAAAGAAAAAUAGUGUUAGUUCCAAGAAUAUGUUGAGUGUGUACAGUUCGCCAAACAACCCCUGUAUAUUCCGAUUUGCUAUGACUGUUGAAGCAUGUGGAAAACAAUACAAACAUUUCCAUUGUAUUCUCUGUGGCUUCACAACUAAACUGAGAAUCGCAGCUUCCAAGCAUUCAGCUUGCCACAAGGUGUCCUUGAGGAAGGGUUUCUUCAUUGCUACCUCAAGCAAGAAGUCCUUACCUGCAGUGUUUUCAUGUGUUAUCUGCCAGGAAGUAUUCCCACCAGAGAAGGGUUCGCUCAAAAAAGCAAUCAGUCAUGAAGUUGAAGAAUGGGCAAAAAUGUGUGAGCAAGCAUAUGAAAUUAGAAGUCAGAUGUACCGUCGCUUGGUGACAUUUCUUAUGACAUCCUAUGUGAAAAGAGUUGACCAUAAUGCAGAAUCUACGUGUGACUUGGCUCCUUGUGCCUCCAAUCCAGCAAAGGCCAUACGCAAAACCCAUUUCCAUUGUUACAGAUGCAGCUUUGCUACUACCAUGAUCUUGUCUGCGCUGCAGCAUGUUAGGACAAAACACUUAACAAACUGGUCAGUUUACAACUUCUAUUACAAUGAAUUCCCUUCACUAUUUCAAGAGUGUAUAGAAAGAGAGAAUGAUGCUGCUACACACACGUCAUUGAGUGAUGAUGUCACAAUGGCAGGAUCAGAAGAGCUGUUCACCCGUUGCAAACAGACUGAUUGUGGUGGAGACAUGUGGGGAAAUGUUCAUUUCCAUUGUAACUUCCCAAUGUGCAGCACAUGGACUCAGCAAGAGAUGCUGAUGAUGGAACACAUCAACAGUAUACACAUGGCCACCUCACUAGUGAAUGACGCUGAGGAUAAUGAUGACACUAUGGUGGACCUGACAGGGGUACAAAGUGAUGACACUGGGGACAGUCGUGAUACAGAGGACACUAUGCCUUUAGGGCAGAGGAUAAAGAAGUUGAAGAAAAAAUCUCAGUUGAAACCCAAACAGAAAAUAACUCUGAUUGCAUCAAAGCCUGAACUGGAUAUUGGUGUAAAAGAUGAUGUUAUGAAACAUUCUGAAACAUCUGUGAAUGACAGCACAAAUAUCAAAGAAAAUGAACUCAAUGCAGAGCUCAGUGAUAAUGAUCGCAAUAACCUGUCAAAUGAUGGUAAUGAUCAUGAGUGCAGUAAUGAAAAUGAAAGCAAUGAGACUGUUGGAGUUGAGAAUGUGUCAGAUGAUGGUGCAGAACAAAGCAAAGAGACCAUCACACACCACACAAAGGUCACCAGUGUUGAAUCUCCAGCUAAAGACAAGAUUGAGUUCAUGAAACUCACUGCUUUGAAUGAAGAUGAACAAUCGGAAAGUGAAGAUGAAUCAGACAUUGAUGCUGGAUCAGAUAAUGAUCCUGAAUCAAAUGAUGGUGCUGAUUCAGAUAAUGAUGUUGAUUCAGAUGAUGAGGUUGAAACAGAUAAUGAUGCCAAUUCAGAUAAUGAUGCUGAUUCAGAUAAUGAUCCUGAUUCAGAUAAUGGCGCUGAAUCAGAAAAUGAUGCCGAAUCAGAUAAUGAGGGUGAUACAGAUAAUGAUGCUGAUUCAGAUAAUGAUGCUGAUUCAGAUAAUGAAGUUGAAUCAGAUAAUGAUGCCAAUUCAGAUAAUGAUGCCGAUUCAGAUAAUGAUGCUGAUUCAGAUAAUGAUGCUGAAUCAGAUAAUGAAGUUGAAUCAGAUGAAGAUGGAGAUGGAGAAAAAAAUGAAAAUGAUUCAAAUCAUUCAGAUAUUGAUGCUGUCGAUGAAUCGGAUAAUGAUGAAUCAGACAAUGAACAUGAACGAAACAAUGAUGAUGAUUUAGAUGACGAUGAUAUAUUGGAUUAUGAUGAUGAUGAACAAUCUGUCAUUGAUGAGGAUUCUGAAAUGAAAGAAGAAUUUGAAACAAGUGACAUGGAGAUUUCCUGAAUAAGGCUACUACAGUAUAUAAUGUGUACAGAAUAUAUGAAAGUAUAUCAUGUAUACAAAAUGUAUGAAAGUAUAUCAUUUAUACAGAAUAUAUAAAAGUAUAUCCUGGAUACAGAAUGGAUGUAUAUGAACAGAUGAAAAUGCAUGCAUUAGCUGUACAAGUAUAAAAUGAAAGAAUAAGAAUUGGCACUUUAAUCAGGCUUGAAAGGUCCAAGAAAUAUGUUUAAUAAGUAUAAAUAAAAAUAAAAAGUCUUUGUAUUAAGAGUGUAAUGUUUCAUUCAUUACGCAAUGUGACAUUUAUGAAUUAUGUUGUAUAAAAAUAUAGAUAUUUUAUGAAGGCUUUAUUGAAAAAAUAUUGUUUUGCUUGUGUAAAGUCAAUGUACAGUAGGUGAUAUACAAUCAUGUAUUUAGAAACUGCUUGCUUUGAACAUGUCCGCCUCAUGUUAUUAUCGAUCAUGUUGAUCUGGAAACUUCUGAGUAACUGACAUUCAUGUAGAGAGUAUACAAAAUGCCUGUGUGUAAAGCCCAACAUUAACAAAUGGAGUACAGUGAGACCUUUAUCGACUUAUCAUUGUCGAAGACAUUGUAAGACUUUGUGAGGCUGCACAGGUCUAUCUUUACCCUAUUAGCAGAUUAGUGUUCAUUGGGAUUAGAUGAUAAUUUUACAACAAAAUACAUAACUGGGGAGGGGGUGAAAUGCUCUUUUACUUAAAUGAUGCCAUGAAUGUUUGGUUAUUACCAGAUUUUUGAUCACAUUUAAUUUUGCUGUUUUGUAUAUUCAAAAUGUAAAUUUUUGUGGAUGUUGUUAUCUUGGCUCAGAUGCAAUUUUUGAAGAGAGUGGUCCAACAAUAAUCUAACAGGAGAAAUAUUUGGCCAUACAUCUAACACAAGCACAAAUGAAUACAAAUGUCCUAAAUCUUAAAAUCAAACAUUGCAUUCAACCAUUUUAUAUUUUUAUUGAACAGUUGAACAGUAAUUUUGGCAUCAUCUAAGUAAACGAGCUAUGAACAUUUGUAUGAAAAUUGUUCGCAUUACACAAUACAUGUAUGUUCAUAGUAGAUUGAGUGUAAUUGUAAUUCACAUUAAAAUUUGGAUCUAUCAUGUUGACUUGUUGAGAAGCUAUAUUGUAUGAUAUACAGAAUCUAUUUUUAAUACAUGUAAAUGAUUCAUUUAAAUCAGAACCAAGAUUUGCUGGUAAUUUGGUAAAGUGUUAAUUUAUCAGUAGAUGUGUGUAGAUAUUCUUGAUAAUGUGUAUAGUAAGAUUGGCAAUAUAAAAAAAAGAAUGGAAAAGUGUAGACAUUUUCCAAUGUUGGAGACUUGGUUUGACCAAUCCACUAACUAAAAAGGAACUAUAUCUCAGAAUAUAUAAGCGUGGUUUAUAUUGUCUGAAAUAUGUUAUGUGGAGUCCGCUAAUUACGUUUCUUCAAUUUCACACAUUUCUCAGUUUAAAUAAACCUGAGGAUGAAAAAAGUAUGUUGUUGGAGACUUGAUUCUUCAUGUGAAAAUUAUGAUAUGGCAAAGCUAUCUGUACUCUGCUUAAUUGAAAUGUGUAAUUGUACAUAGUGUUCUCUGUAAAUGCCCAUAGGAGGGUCAUACAAUUAUGGUGUAAUAAAUACAUAAAAAGAGACUCUAAUAUUUAAUUGUCGAUCUUUGAUUGUCUUUGAGCAGUUGAGAAUGAUUUAUAAAUUCCUGAUAAGCCUGAUCUCUGCUUAUUCUGCUCAGUGAAUUUUGUGCAUAAAUGUCAUUAUGCUUUAUCCACUCUAUAUAGCUGGAAA